AAUGUCCGAAUACUCUGGCUUUCCAUCUAUCCGUGAUACCCUUAAAACCAUUUUUUCGAAAGCUUCUGAUGAAGAAAUUUCGAAGUACGAGAGGCAACUUGAAAAAGUAAAAAUUCUUGACCCGGUUGUUAUAAUUAAUCCGAAUCCGGAUUGGAUUCAUCAGCACGGUUUACUCGCGUAUCACACUGUUAUGGAUAAAUUCGCAACAGAAGGCCUUCACAAUAAUCGAAGAGAUGAAAAUUCACGUUGCAUUUUUCACUUCACCAGUGUUACCGAAAUGUACACCGUACGAGAUAAAAUUCACGAUGAUUUUCCCAAUGCAUUCAUGCAUUCACGCUCCAUUCAAGCAUUAAUCCCAAACGCUCAAUUACAUCCAAUUGGAACUGCAUGGAUACUAAUGAAUGUAGAAGAUCUAGAAGAACUUAAAUGUGAUUUUGGAAAAGAUAAUAAUUUCUUUCUUCGUACUGUUGAGAAGAAUUCAUCAUAUAUUAAUUGA
This is a messenger RNA of Diversispora eburnea, 496 nucleotides long. The record is from the annotation of a GenBank genome assembly. Lineage: Eukaryota; Fungi; Glomeromycota; Glomeromycetes; Diversisporales; Diversisporaceae.